AUGCAGCGCGCCGCCGUCUCAACCCUAGCCAUAGCCGGCCUCGGCACCGCGUACCUAACCUACGAGUCGCGCCGCCUCGCGCGCCUCUACCCCGUCCAAGGCGCGAAGAGCUACCACAGCACCGACGCGGUGCUCGCGGCUACGGACCUGCCAGAACGCAUAAGGCGCAAGUUCGACCCCGCCUUAAACCACUACGUGUACGCGACCAUCCCCCUCCCGCCAGCGGCAAAACGCAUCGCGGCCAACCCGCUCGACAGCUUCGUGCGCGCAUUCUACGAGACGUGGACGCUGCGCGUCGAGGCGUGGGCCGUGUCCAAGAGCGCGUAUUACCUCGACCAUGUGGCCAAGCUGCGCAAGACGGCGCCAGAACGUCUCGACGCGGUGUCCGCUUUCGGCAACAGUGAGGUCGGCCCCCACGCAGACUCGCACCCCGCGGCGAUCGCCGCUGGCCUCUUUCCAGUCCUCCAGCGCGCGCCGAGCACAGUGGUAUACUUCCUCAUCCCGCCCCUCCGGCCACAACAAGCAAUCGACGGCGGGUCGCAGGAGCUUGCUGCGGUGCCCGUGGGCAACUCGCUGGAACUGUCGUAUGGCUGCGCGGUGGCCAAGGACCCCGAGGCGCCGUUUGCGCGACUGGCUUAUGAGGGGCAUUUGUUCUACAUGCGCUUUUUGAUCGAUCGCGGGGCGAGGCGGUUGGAGCGGUGGAUCGCUGAGGAUGCGAGGGCUUGA
Vanrija pseudolonga is the source of this 726-nucleotide messenger RNA. RefSeq lists its product as uncharacterized. The coding region runs from base 1 to 726 and encodes 241 amino acids. The transcript has a single exon. The record is from RefSeq and is a predicted model, not a curated record. NCBI's taxonomy places the organism in Eukaryota, Fungi, Basidiomycota, Tremellomycetes, Trichosporonales, Trichosporonaceae.